CUGUACUCCGCCAUAUUGAGAUUUGCAAGAACGCGCUGGGUACCGUGUAUCCACAACACAAAAUCACGAGAAAAUGACCCAGAUGGUUCAGUCCAACGGGGUCCAGCCCCUCAGUAAGACGUGGGAGCUGAGCUUGUAUGAGCUCCAAAGAACGCCACAGGAGGCAAUCACAGACAGCCUGGAGAUUGCUGUGUCCCCCCGCAGCCUGCACAGUGAGCUGAUGUGCCCCAUCUGCCUGGACAUGCUGAAGAACACCAUGACCACCAAGGAGUGCCUGCACCGCUUCUGCGCCGACUGCAUUAUCACCGCACUGCGGUCGGGGAACAAGGAAUGCCCGACCUGCAGGAAGAAGCUGGUGUCUAAGCGCUCCCUCCGCCCAGACCCAAACUUCGAUGCCCUGAUCAGCAAGAUCUACCCCAGCAGAGACGAGUACGAGGCACACCAAGAGAGGGUCCUGGCCCGCAUCAGCAAACACAACAACCAGCAGGCCCUCAGCCACAGCAUCGAAGAGGGCCUGAAGAUCCAGGCCAAAAAGCGGCGGAACGGGGUGAGGAAGCAGCUGAUGGAGAACGGCAGCGGGGCGGAGGACAACGGCGACAGCUCGCACUGCAGCAACGCCUCAGUGCACAGCAACCAGGAGGCGGGGCCCAGCAUCAAGCGCACCAAGACCUCGGAUGACUCGGGCCUGGACAUGGACAACUCGGCGGAGAACGGUGCGGGCGAUGCCGCCCUGGACGGAGCCAGCGAGAUCGAACUGGUCUUCCGGCCGCACCCAACGCUGAUGGAAAAGGAUGAGGCGGCACAGACCAGGUACAUCAAGACAUCAGGCAAGGCCACAGUGGACCACCUGUCCAAGUACCUAGCGGUGAGGCUGGCCCUGGAGGAGCUCCGCAAGAGCGGGGAAGCCAGCCCAGUCACCGUGGAGGCGGCCAGCGAGAAGCAGUACACCAUCUACAUCCCUACCGCCGGCAGCCAGUUCACGGUCCUGAAUGGGUCCUUCUCCCUGGAGCUUGUGAGCGAGAAGUACUGGAAGGUCAACAAACCCAUGGAGCUGUACUUUGCCCCAACCAAGGAGCACAAAUAGGCCCAGCAUGGAAAGGGGACGGGCCGGACUGACGCUAACUCCACCUACUCCACCCGUCCAAUCCGCUUGUCUCAGAAGCGCCUGCUUUUGGAUAACGAUGGCUGCUUUAAUUUUUUUAAAUCGUCUUUUGUAGGGGAAAGGGCUUGGGGUGGGCUACUUCUUGGAGGGCUGUGCCAGUUUUUUGUUUUUUCUAUCCCUGUAUAUACAUACCGUUUUUUAACGUCCAAAUCAAUCACUCUUUUAGUUUGAAAAUAAUUCAAACUGCCCCCCCCCCUUGCAGAGGCUGUGGAGCCUUAAAGAUUAAUCAGAUGUUGUUUGGAGGUCACAUGAUCACAAUGAGCAUUGUUGGUUUUACCACUGAACGAUGAGGACAAUUUACGUUUUGUUUGUUGUGAUCUGUGGUUGCCUUUUUGCGCGGGAGCAAGGUUCAAAUGCCAGCUCUUAUGGAAGAGCGCAUGGAUUUUUAAUCAGCCGCUUUCCCUUGAAGUGAACAUUCUCGCAUUUGGCACCAUCAACCACCGAUUAAAUACACCUGGCUUUUGGAAUAAGAAAGAGAUGCACCUUGACCCCAUCUGAAGAAUCUUCACUGAUUUCAGGUCAAAGCAGUCUACAGCCUUUACCAUUGACCAUAGCCUGACGGAGAAAUUGCCCUUACAUUUGUUUCAUUUUCAGGGAAGAGCCAUUUUUAGUGUGUAACACCAUCUGGUUAUUCCAACAGACUGAUGUGCCCAAAGAAUUGUAGUACUUUCAGACUGAAGCGUGUUUGUGUUAACAUGCAACAGAAACAGCUACACAUCACCCAAUGUGAUCAGCAGAAGUUAAAUAUUGAACUCUUGCACAGAUGACAUUCAUGAGCUUUAGGGAGGUGUUUAGAAUCGUGUUUUGUCAUACAUGAUAAAUGAAGCAUUUCAUUUUGAGAAAGGACCCAGAUGUUUUUUUUUUUAAUUAAACAAGAAAAAAACAUAAAAAGUCAUGUGGAAAAAUCACAUCGAAAACCUUUAUAGCAUGUUAAGUUUUAGGUCAAAAAUGUAUUUUGCAAAAAUAAUGAUUAGUU
Molecule: messenger RNA, 2138 nt
Organism: Megalops cyprinoides (Indo-Pacific tarpon)
Lineage: Eukaryota; Metazoa; Chordata; Actinopteri; Elopiformes; Megalopidae
Product: E3 ubiquitin-protein ligase RING2-like
Exons: 7
Coding region: 74-1084 (336 amino acids)
Cellular component (GO): ubiquitin ligase complex; PcG protein complex
Molecular function (GO): chromatin binding; ubiquitin protein ligase activity
Source: RefSeq, a predicted model, not a curated record